AUGGCGUCCGUACCGCAGGCUCCCGUCAUGGGAAACUUUGGCCUCCCGCCGAUCAAGAACGAGCCCAUGCGCAACUAUGAGCCCAAGUCCGACGACCGCGCCAAGCUGCAGAAGGCCGUCGACGAGAUGCUUGCCGCGGGCCCCGUCGAGGUCCCCGUCAUCAUCAACGGCGAAAAGAUCAAGACGGGCAAGACUGCCAAGCAGCUCAACCCCUCGAACCACGCCCAGGCGGUCUGCACCUACCACGAGGCCGACGCCGCGCUGGUCCAGAAGGCCAUCGAGGGAUCCCUCAAGGCCAAGGCGGCCUGGGAGAACAUGCCCUGGAACGACCGCGCCGCCAUCUUCCUCAAGGCGGCCGACCUGCUGGCCCACAAGUACCGCUACAAGGUCAUGGCCGCCACCAUGAUCGGCCAGGGCAAGAACGUCUGGCAGGCCGAGAUCGACGCCGCCGCCGAGGCGUGCGACUUUUUCCGCUUUGGCGUCAAGUACGUCCACGACCUCUACUCGACCCAGCCCCCGGAGAACUCGCCCAACACGUGGAACCGCACCGAGUACCGCCCCCUCGAGGGCUUCGUCCUCGCCGUGUCGCCCUUCAACUUUACCGCCAUUGGCGGCAACCUGUUUGCCGCGCCCGCCCUCGUCGGCAACGUCGUCGUCUGGAAGCCCUCGCCCAUGGCCAUCUACUCCAACUACCUCCUCCUCGAGAUCUUCAAGGAGGCCGGCCUGCCCGACGGCGUGCUCCAGUUUGUCCCCGGCCCCGCCGAGGAGAUUGUCGGCGCCGCCAUCAACCACCGCGAGUUUGCCUGCCUCCACUUUACCGGCUCCACUUUCGUCUUCCGCAACCUCUGGAAGCAGAUUGGCAACAACCUCGACAAGUACCGCGGCUACCCGAGGAUCGUCGGCGAGACGGGCGGCAAGAACUUCCACCUGGUCCACAAGUCGGCCAACGUCGACGCCGCCGUCACCCAGUCGAUCCGCGCCGCGUUCGAGUACCAGGGCCAGAAGUGCAGCGCCCUCUCGCGCCUCUACGUGCCCCAGUCGAUGUGGCAGGGCGAGUUCAAAGAGAAGCUGCUCAAGCAGAUUUCCGAAAUCACCCUCGGCCCCGUCGAGGAGUUCCAGCACUUUAUGGGCCCCGUCAUUGCCAAGCACUCGUUUGACAAGAUCAUGGGCCUCAUCGACGCCGCCAAGAAGGAGGGCGGCCAGGUCCUCUGCGGCGGCACCGGCGAUGACUCCAAGGGCUACUACGUCCAGCCCACCAUCAUCGAGACAAAGGACCCCAAGUCGGUCACCAUGGUCAACGAGAUCUUUGGCCCCGUCAUCACCGUCUACGCCUACCCGGACAACGAGUUCGAGCAGACCUGCCAGCUCAUCGACACCACCACCGAGUACGCCCUCACCGGCGCCAUCUUCUCGCUCGACCGCCACGCCCUCCUCCAGGCCAGCAACCUCCUCCGCAACGCCUCGGGCAUGAUGUACUUCAACGACAAGUGCACCGGCGCCGUCGUCGGUCAGCAGCCCUUUGGCGGCGCUCGCGCUUCGGGCACCAACGACAAGGCAGGCUCCAUGGCCAUCUUCUACCGCUUCGUCUCGGCCAGGACGAUCAAGGAGACCACCAUCGACCCCGCUCACCACCUCUACCCGUCCAACCUCCAGUAG
This is a messenger RNA of Pseudozyma flocculosa PF-1, 1656 nucleotides long. RefSeq lists its product as uncharacterized. Gene Ontology annotation, molecular function: L-glutamate gamma-semialdehyde dehydrogenase (NAD+) activity. The record is from RefSeq and is a predicted model, not a curated record. The transcript is spliced from 2 exons. Bases 1 to 1656 code for a protein of 551 amino acids. NCBI's taxonomy places the organism in Eukaryota, Fungi, Basidiomycota, Ustilaginomycetes, Ustilaginales, Ustilaginaceae. Gene Ontology annotation, cellular component: mitochondrial matrix.